Messenger RNA from Orcinus orca (killer whale), 1195 nucleotides. Its product is annotated as RNA-binding protein with serine-rich domain 1-like. Lineage: Eukaryota; Metazoa; Chordata; Mammalia; Artiodactyla; Delphinidae. Gene Ontology annotation, cellular component: nucleoplasm; ASAP complex; cytoplasm. Gene Ontology annotation, molecular function: RNA binding. The annotation marks the transcript as partial. The transcript has a single exon. The record is from RefSeq and is a predicted model, not a curated record. Gene Ontology annotation, biological process: mRNA splicing, via spliceosome.
ACACCUCAGAAGGGGAGAAUAGAUUUAUCAGGAGUGAAAAAGAAGAGCUUGCUAGGAGUCAAAGAAAAUAAUAAAAAGUCCAGCACUAGGGCUCCUUCUCCUACCAAACGCAAAGACCGCUUUGAUGAGAAGUCCAAGGAUCGCUCCAAAGAUAAGGGGGCCACCAAGGAGUCGAGCGAGAAGGAUCGUGGCAGGGAUAAAACUGGAAAGAGGCGCAGCGCUUCCAGUGGUAGCAGCAGCACCAGGUCUCGGUCCAGCUCGACCUCCAGCUCGGGCUCCAGCAGCGGCUCCAGCUCAUCUUCUGCAUCGAGCCACUCAGGAAGUUCCAGCACAUCCCCCAGCUCCAGCUCCGGCAGCUCCCCUGGCUCUCCGAGUCCUUCUCGGCGCAGGCCUGACAACAGGCAGCGUUCCCGCUCCAAAUCCAAACCACCCAAAAGAGAUGGAAGGGGAAGGAAAAGGCGGAGCUCUUCCCCUAAACCCACCAAAGUGCACAUUGGAAGGCUCACCAGGAAUGUGACCAAGGAUCAUAUCCUGGAGAUAUUCUCCACCUACGGGAAAAUUAAAAUGAUUGACAUACCUGUAGACAGGGUGCACCCCCGUCUGUCUAAAGGCUACGCAUAUGUGGAGUUUGAAAAUCCAGAUGAGGCCGAGAAGGAGCUGAAGCAUAUGGACGGAGGACAAAUGGAUGGCCAGGAGAUCACUGCCACUGCUGUGCUGGCCCCCUGGCCUCGGCCACCCCCCAGGCGAUUUAGCCCUCCCAGGAGAAUACUGCCACCGCCUCCCAUGUGGCGCAGGUCACCCCCACGGAGGAGGAACAGGUCGCGUUCCCCUCCGCGCAGGUCCCCCGUGCGCCGGCGAUCCCACUCCCCGGGACGCCACCGCCACAGGAGCCGUCCCAGCUCCACCUUCUCCCAAUAAGCAGGGCCACCGAAGCUCUGCCCUGUGACUUGUAUCGCAUCCAACUCACUUUUGUCACUUUUCUAGCAGGAGGAUCGGUAGGAGAGAAAUCCCUCACUCAGGGGCAGGCUUCGAAGGUGAAGGCAGUAAUUGCUGUUUCCCCUGGCGGCAGAGUUCCGGCUACAGGAGUGUUGUUGGUUUGGGGUCAUGCUUAUGAAGAUGCCCUCCAGUUUUCUGGCUAGAAAGCUUCCGCAUUUCUAGUUCCUGAGAGUCAGUUUAGGGGCAGAGCCAGCAGGGA